Molecule: messenger RNA, 1280 nt
Organism: Pomacea canaliculata
Lineage: Eukaryota; Metazoa; Mollusca; Gastropoda; Architaenioglossa; Ampullariidae
Exons: 3
Coding region: 405-950 (181 amino acids)
Source: RefSeq, a predicted model, not a curated record
ACGAAUUAUGUUCGAGAACCGAGGUAUCUCUGUACACACUUUUAUCGUGCACAUACAUGAUCGUGCUGUAAACUGAUGUACUCAAGAGUCCGUGUAAGUGUGUCUUGGAUGCAGACAUGCACCGAAGAGUGGGCAUAUGCCCUUGAUGGUGCGCGUCCUCCGGGCAUACCUUCCUUUACCCAUGGUUGUCUUUCCUUGAAUUCCUGCAAGGAGAAGAUAUAUGUCAACAGAUAUCGAGGUAACUAUAAAAGCCCGUGAAAAACAUUGAGCACACAAAAACCCACCGACCACCCACAAGAACACUUCCGUCUCGCUGCUCCGGCACCCGGCUAACCAGUGGCGAGCCACCCUGCUAUCGACUAGCCCCUCCCCACCACCACGACACACACUCAUCAAGUGGGAAAAUGAAGCAUUCUCCCCGUGUGAUGUGUGGACUGGUGGUCCUGCUGCUGACGGCGCUGACGGAGGCCAGACACAGUAGCUGCAGGCAGCCAUCCAACCAGGAGCUGGCGCAGUACCUGUCGGGAGGUUCCAGCCUCCCGGAGAGUUUUUAUCAACUCUCGGAACUCCACUCGAAAGACAAUAUUUACAACUCGUCCUGCAAUGGCUACCGGGUCAGACUGAGCACUUUCUAUGAUGAGGGGAAGAACUGCUCUGAUGAAUGGAACCCGGACCCAUGUCCUGUCACCUGGAUGUUCAACUACGACUCUGACCGCUACCCGGACACCCUUGUGGAGGCCAAGUGCAAGCCGUGCGAGCGGGGUCUUUUCACCUGCAGACCUGUCUACUACUACACCAAGGUCAUGAGGAAAGGCGACUGUAACAGUAUCACUGGGGUGUACAAUUAUAAACAGGUAAACAACAACAACAGUCUUGAUUACUUACUGACCGUGUUUGGGAGGAUGGUGGGGUGUGUGCUAUUUAUAAGAGAGCUAAAGGUAGCUUCAUGACCUCACUUUUGGAGAGUAUAACUUAACUCAGGGCAAGCAUUUUUAUAGUGAUAUCCCUCUCCUCCCCCUCGCUGCCUUUCCCAGCAUGCUGAGGGGGUCAGGCACACACAUAAAAACGGUGUCAGGUACACACAUAACAGCUUAUAUAUUCAGGUACACACAUAACUGUGGGGUCAAGUACACACAUAAAGGGGGGUCAACUGGGGAAAGUUCGCUUCGCCACGCUAAAUCGCACAGCCUAUGUGUCUGAGAGGGCCGUGCUCUAAUAACUAUCCAUCAUUUUUAUAUUUUUGGAAGAUCUGAUCACACGAUUCUACUGUCUGUAGACAC